Molecule: messenger RNA, 5932 nt
Organism: Clupea harengus (Atlantic herring)
Lineage: Eukaryota; Metazoa; Chordata; Actinopteri; Clupeiformes; Clupeidae
Gene: myo5aa
Product: myosin VAa
Exons: 41
Coding region: 194-5743 (1849 amino acids)
Biological process (GO): actin filament organization
Cellular component (GO): cytoplasm; actin cytoskeleton; myosin complex
Molecular function (GO): microfilament motor activity; actin filament binding; ATP binding
Source: RefSeq, a predicted model, not a curated record
UUUACUGAUUCAUUUCAUCGUUCACUCCCACAAUGCACAGAGGGACUCCAAAAUAAGGAGAUUUUCAGGUGUCAUGACGCUAGGCUCUCACGCCUAAACACUACAAAUAAAACACUGCUUUCAGAUCGAAUUAAAGAGCUCUCGGUAAAGAGAAGAUCCUACUGAUGUCCAGCUAACCGAGAUUGGAGAAAUUAUGGCAGCUAUUCCGACCAUCAUGGCAGCGUCAGAGCUCUACACAAAGUAUGCUCGGGUGUGGAUCCCUGAUGCAGAGGAGGUGUGGAAGUCGGCCGAGCUCGUGAAGGACUACAAACAGGGAGAUGGUGUCCUACGCCUGCAGCUGGAGGAUGGAGGGGAAAUUGAACACAAGUUGGACCCCCAGACCAAGAAUCUUCCACACCUGCGAAACCCUGACAUCUUGGUGGGGGAGAAUGAUCUCACGGCUCUCAGCUACCUGCACGAGCCAGCCAUUCUGCACAACCUUAAAGUGCGCUUCAUUGAUUCCAAGCUCAUCUACACAUACUGCGGUAUUGUUCUGGUGGCCAUCAACCCCUAUGAGAGUCUGCCCAUCUAUGGAUCGGAUAUCAUUAAUGCCUACAGUGGUCAGAACAUGGGUGACAUGGAUCCACAUAUAUUUGCCGUGGGAGAGGAGGCAUAUAAGCAGAUGGCGAGGGACGAGCGGAAUCAGUCCAUCAUUGUGAGCGGGGAGUCUGGCGCUGGUAAGACGGUCUCGGCCAAAUACGCCAUGCGAUACUUCGCCACGGUCAGUGGCUCAGCCAGCGAGAACAAUGUGGAGGAGAAAGUGCUGGCCUCCAAUCCAAUUAUGGAGUCGAUUGGUAACGCCAAAACAACGAGGAAUGACAACAGCAGUCGUUUCGGCAAGUACAUUGAGAUCGGCUUUGACAGGCGCUUCCAUAUCAUCGGAGCCAACAUGAGGACCUACCUGCUGGAGAAGUCCAGAGUGGUGUUCCAGGCGGAUGAAGAAAGGAACUACCAUAUCUUCUAUCAGCUGUGUGCCUCCUCCCAUUUACCUGAACUAAAAAUCCUCAAGCUACGCAGUGCAGAUGACUUCCACUACACCAACCAGGGCCAGAACCCCGUCAUCACUGGAGUGGACGAUGCCAAGGAGAUGUCCAGCACCAGACACGCUUUCACGUUGCUAGGUAUCAACGAAUCAUAUCAAAUGGGAAUCUUCCAAAUUCUUGCUGCAAUCCUCCAUCUUGGAAAUGUGGAAGUGAAAGACCGCGAUUCAGACAGCAGUAUGAUCCCGCCCAACAAUGGCCACCUUACAGUAUUUUGUGAGCUUAUGGGUGUGACCUACCAGGACAUGUCACAUUGGCUCUGUCACAAGAAGUUGAAAACAGCAACAGAAACCUACAUCAAAACCAUCCCCAAGCUGCAGGCCAUCAACUCCCGGGAUGCCUUGGCCAAGCUCAUUUAUGCCAAGCUCUUCAACUGGAUCGUGGAUCAUGUGAAUCACUCCCUGCACGCCACCGUCAAGCAGCACUCGUUCAUCGGAGUCCUGGACAUAUAUGGGUUUGAGACAUUUGAGAUCAACAGCUUUGAGCAGUUCUGUAUAAAUUACGCUAACGAAAAGCUCCAGCAGCAAUUUAAUAUGCAUGUGUUUAAACUGGAACAGGAAGAAUACUUGAAGGAGCAGAUUCCCUGGACACUUAUAGAUUUCUAUGACAAUCAGCCAUGCAUCAACCUUAUUGAGUCCAAGAUGGGAAUAUUGGAUCUGCUGGAUGAGGAGUGCAAGAUGCCAAAAGGAUCAGAUGACUCAUGGGCCCAGAAGUUGUACAACACACACCUGAAGACAUGUGCUCUGUUUGAAAAGCCACGGAUGUCCAACAGAGCCUUCAUCAUUCAGCAUUUUGCUGAUAAGGUGGAGUACCAGUGCGAUGGCUUCCUGGAGAAAAACAAGGACACCGUGAACGAAGACCAGAUCCAUGUGCUCAAAGCAAGCAAGUUGGACCUCUUGGUGGAGCUGUUUCAAGAUGAGAAGGCCACCACCCCCACUGGAGCCCCCGCAGGGAAGCGUGUUCUUAGUGUCAAGCCUGACAAGGGCCGGCCCAACCAGGCCAGCAAGGAGCAUAAGAAGACUGUUGGUCUCCAGUUCCGGAACUCCCUUAAUCUACUGAUGGAGACCCUGAAUGCAACCACCCCCCACUAUGUACGCUGCAUUAAGCCCAAUGACUUCAAGCACGCCUUCACAUUUGACCCCAAGAGGGCGGUACAGCAGCUUAGGGCUUGUGGUGUGCUGGAGACAAUCCGCAUCUCAGCUGCUGGCUUCCCAUCCCGGUGGACCUAUCAGGAGUUCUUCAGCCGCUACCGUGUUCUAAUGAAGCAGAAAGAUGUUCUACCAGACAGAAAGCUGACUUGCAAGAAUGUUCUGGAACAACUAGUGCAGGAUCAAGACAAGUACCAGUUUGGUAAGACCAAGAUCUUCUUCCGGGCGGGUCAGGUGGCCUUCCUAGAGAAGCUCAGAGCUGACAAACUGCGUGUAGCCUGCAUCCGCAUCCAGAAGACCAUCCGCUGCUGGCUGGCCCGUAAGAAGUACCUGCGAAUGAAGAAGGCCUCCAUCACCAUUCAGAGAUAUGUGCGUGGACACCAGGCCCGCCGGCUGGCCAAGUUCAUGCGCAGGACUCGUUCAGCCAUCAUCAUUCAGAAGUACCAGCGCAUGUACGCGGAGAGGACGCGGUUCAAGCGCAAGAAGGCCGCUGCUCUCGCAAUGCAGUGCAUCCUCAGGGCCUACAUGGCCCGCCAGCAUUACAAACGGCUUCUGCGGGAGAACAAGGCGGUGCUGAUCCAGAAGAUGGUGCGAGGCUGGCUGGCCCGGCAGUGGUACAAGCGCUCGCUGGAGGCCCUGGUGUACCUGCAGUGCUGCGUGCGCCGCAUGAGGGCUCGGCGCGAGCUGAAGAAGCUGAAGAUCGAGGCGCGCUCAGUGGAGCACUUCAAGAAGCUCAACGUCGGCAUGGAGAACAAGAUCAUGCAGCUGCAGCGGCGCGUCGACGAGCAGAACAAAGACAACCGUGCGGUCAACGAGCGGCUGGCGGGCCUGGAGAACUCUCACGCCAUCGAGAGCGAAAAGAUGCGCAAAGAGGUGACUCGGCUGCGCACGGCUGAGGAGGACGCCAAGACCAACGCCAACAAGGUGACCUCCCUGCUGGAGGAGCUGGCCCGCCUGCGCCUGGAGCUGAAGACCACCCAGAGCGAGAAGAAGGUGAUCGAGGACUGGGCCGAGACCUACCGCGACGAGAUGGAGAAGAUGGUGUCAGAGCUAAAAGAACAGAAUGGGCUGCUGAAAAACGAAAAAGACGACCUGAACCGCAUGAUCAAGGAGCAGAGCCAGGAGAUGACAGAGAAGAUGCAGCGCGCCCUGCAGGAAGAGACCCACCAGCUGGAGACCGACUUGAACGAGGAGCGCUCACGCUACCAGAACCUCCUGACCGAGCACCUUCGCCUGGAGGAACGCCACGACGACCUCAAAGAGUCCCUCAGCGUGAACGUGCCCAAGCCUGGCCACAGGAGGACAGACUCCACUCACAGCAGCAACGAAUCCGAAAGCACCUACAUCUCGGAGUUUGCAGAGUCCGAGGAAGGAUCCCGUGGCGGGGAGGACAUGACCAGGGGGGGAGACAUGUCCACCUUCUUGAAGAUGCAGAAGAGAGUCACAGAGCUGGAAGGGGAAAAGCAUGGGCUGCAAAACGAGCUCGACCGCCGGGAGGAGCAGUUUCAGCGGGCUAGAGCUAGGGAUGAUGAGGAACACAAGAAGGCUCGCGGUGCUGAGCUGGAGUACGAGUCUCUCAAGCGCCAGGAGCUGGACUCGGAGAACAAGAAGCUGAAGCACGACCUGAACGAGAUGCGCCAGCUGCUGGGUGGCAACGCUGGUGCCAACACGUCAGCGCCGGGCUCGCCCGCCUACAAGGUGCUGCUGGACCAGCUCAACUCCUCCAGCGAGGAGCUGGAGGUGCGCAAGGAGGAGGUGCUGAUCCUGCGCUCGCAGCUGGUCAGCCAGAAAGAGGCCAUGCAACACAAGGAUGAGAAGGAGACGAUGACCGAACCCAUGGCCUACGCAGUGGACAUCCAUAAGAUGAAGGACGCUGGAGAAAUAACUCAGGCUUACAUGGGCCUCAAAGACACCAACAGGCUGCUGGAGUCUCAGCUGCAGACGCAGCGGCAUAGCCACGAUAACGAGGUGGAGGCUCUGCGUGGGGAGCUGCACGGCAUGAAGGAGGAGAACAACCGGCAGCAGCAACUGCUGGCCCAGAACCUGCAGCUGCCCCCCGAGGCCCGCAUCGAGGCCAGCCUGCAGCACGAGAUCACCCGCCUCACCAACGAGAACCUGGAAAUGCAAAAUACAGAUGACCCAGCCAAAUUUCGGGAGUAUCGAAUCAACGUUAUACGACGGAUGAUUGAUCUAAUGGAGCAGCUGGAGAAGCAGGACAAGACUGUCCGCAAGCUGAAGAAGCAGCUCAAGGUCUUUGCCAAGAAGAUUGGUGAACUGGAAGGGGGCCAGGUGGAGAGCGUGUCCCCGGGGCAGACGGUCGACGAGCCCAUCCGGCCUGUCAACAUCCCCCGCAGGGAGAAGGACUUCCAGGGCAUGCUGGAGUACAAGAAGGAGGAUGAGCUGAAGCUGGUCAAGAACCUCAUCCUGGAGCUGAAGCCACGAGGUGUGGCUGUGAACCUGAUCCCAGGCCUGCCGGCCUACAUCCUCUUCAUGUGUCUGCGACACGCUGACUAUGUGAACGAUGACCAGAGGGUCCGCUCCCUGCUCACCUGCACUAUCAACAGCAUCAAGAAGAUCCUGAAGAAACGAGGAGAUGACUUUGAGACAGUUUCAUUCUGGCUCUCUAACACAUGCCGCUUCCUACACUGCUUGAAACAGUACAGUGGUGAUGAUCAAUUCAUGAAGCACAACUCGACUAAGCAGAAUGACCACUGCCUGUCCAACUUCGAUCUGGCGGAGUACCGGCAGGUGCUGAGUGACCUGGCCAUCCAGAUCUACCAGCAGCUCAUCAAGUGCAUGGAGAACAUCCUGCAGCCCAUGAUCGUCUCCGGUAUGUUGGAGCAUGAGACCAUCCAGGGUGUGUCGGGGGUGAAGCCCACCGGUCUGCGCAAGCGCACCUCCAGCAUCGCGGACGAGGGCACCUACACGCUGGAAUCCAUCCUGCGCCAGCUCAGCGCGUUUCACUCCAUCAUGUGCCAGCAUGGCACAGACCCCGAGCUCAUCAAGCAGGUGGUCAAGCAGCAGUUCUACAUCAUCGGCGCCGUCACCCUCAACAACCUGCUGCUGCGCAAGGACAUGUGCUCCUGGAGCAAGGGCAUGCAGAUCAGGUAUAAUGUGAGUCAGCUGGAGGAGUGGCUCCGGGAGAAAAACCUGAUGAACUGUGGGGCCAAGGAGACUCUGGAGCCUCUGAUCCAGGCAGCUCAGCUGCUGCAGGUGAAGAAGAAGACGGACGAGGACGCCGAGGCCAUCUGCUCCAUGUGCAAGGCUCUAUCCACUGCACAGAUUGUGAAGGUACUCAACCUGUACACUCCUCUCAAUGAGUUUGAGGAGAGAGUGUCUGUGACCUUCAUACGAACCAUUCAGACCCGUUUACGAGACCGCAUGGAGUCGCCACAGCUCCUGAUGGACACCAAAAUGAUCUACCCGGUCACGUUCCCCUUCAACCCGUCCUCUCUGGCCCUGGAGACCAUCCAGAUCCCCACCAGCCUGAACCUGAACUUCCUGACCCGUGUGUAAGAGCUUCCCCAUGGCCUCAUGGCCCCACGGCCCCACGCCCCAGCCACACCUCACACACACACCCAGCACAGCUACUGUCCUCCCCAUCCAGCCAAAUAAAUUCUCAUUUAUUUAGCUUGUCUUUUUUUUAUUUUAAUUUUUAAUCUUUUUUCUUUUACCAGAAGCAGAUUCAGAUGUGUGUGUGUGUGU